This is a messenger RNA of Symbiodinium natans, 1233 nucleotides long. NCBI's taxonomy places the organism in Eukaryota, Dinophyceae, Suessiales, Symbiodiniaceae. The record is from the annotation of a GenBank genome assembly.
AUGGGGAACACAUGCUGUCCAGCCGUGGCCGGGCAGGAGUUGCGCAUGGUCAGGCGCUUGGGGAGCAAGAAAGUGUCGGCAGGUGGCAAGACAUUCUCCCCAUAUGGUAUGGUGCCAGAGAAAACCGCACCUGUCAAGUGCUCUUCCUUCAGCAAAGCUGGCAGUGAGGGAGGUCCUGGUGAAAAAGUAGAUUUGCGCCAGUACAUGACGGCGAUUGAGGACCAAUCGCAGAGCAACAGUUGCUGCGCCAACGCCAUUGCUGGUGCAUAUGAAUACCUCAACAAGCGCGAUGCAAUGAAGCAUGGCGAUACAAUCGCUGACAUCUCCCGCUUGUUCAUCUACUAUGUUGGCCGGAAGAAGGACCAGCAAGAGUUUGGCGAGAACACCAAAGUAGCACCAUCAGAUGAGGGCAUGACGAUUGGAGGCGCCAUCACUGCCUUGCAGGUCAAAGGAGCAUGCAUGGCAGCGGACUGGCCGUUCGACUUGGAAAGGGUCAACGACACGCCCGACCUAGCUUGUUUCGACAAGGCAAUGAGGUACAAAAUCUCCAACGCCACUCAAGUUCCAUGUGACCUCGAUUGCAUGAGGGAGGCAUUGGCCUUGGGGAGCCCCAUUGUUUUUGGCCUGAAGCUCACCGCCCAAUUCUUCUGCCCUCUGCCGGGUGGGCUGAUUCCCACGCCGGAUCCGAGUGACCCGCAGUCGGCGGAACAUGGCCUUCACGCAAUGCUCCUCGUGGGCUACAAUGAUCGACAGCAGGUCUUCAUCGUACGAAACAGCUGGGGAGAGUCAUGGGCCGACCGUGGCUACGCCUACGUGCCCUACGACUACAUCGCCAACCCCGAGUUCAACUUCCUCGGGAUGUACACCAUUACAGGAUUGACGGAAACCGACUUCACGCCGGAUGCCGAUGACGGCCAGGACUUCUCAUACGACAGCCGGGGCGAUGGGAACGCAGCUGACAUCACCGACUACGAGGAGCCAGUGCCCCCGAGCAAUAAGGAUGAUAGCUUUGAUGCUGACGACGCGCUGGACUUGGAUUGCGAAGCCCGGCGCGUUUUCAACAAGUUUGACCUGAACGGGAGCGGCACCUUGGACUUUCAGGAGUUGCAUCUGGCCCUCAUGAUGAAUGGGAAAUUCAUGACCCCCUUCGAUCUUCAGAAGCUCAUCGCCGAUGCGGAUCGGGAUGGGAAGCCUGGCCUCAGCUUCGAAGAGUUUCUGAGCCUUUGCAAGUAG